This is a messenger RNA of Serendipita indica DSM 11827, 1368 nucleotides long. The record is from the annotation of a GenBank genome assembly. Lineage: Eukaryota; Fungi; Basidiomycota; Agaricomycetes; Sebacinales; Serendipitaceae.
AUGAUCGAAUUUCUCGGAAAGUCUAUCACUGGCUCGACCACCCCAACCAGAUCCGUCGCCACUACUACGAGUUCAGCAACAACAGUCACAACUCAGCCAAUUUCAGUCAGGACGCUCGUUGCAAUCUGUGUAGGAUGUGGGAUACUACUCGCCGGCUUGGUCCUCUUCGUCAUUUGGUUCGGCGCACGGUCGAGAAAGGGCAAGCAGGAGCAAGAGGGAGAAGUGGUGGCUCUCGAUGUCUCCAAGGCCACCUCCGAAUCGCAUCUAAAGGCUGCCCCGCCACACGCGGGCUUCCAGAGCACCUAUAGCGAAUCGAGCUAUUAUUCACAAAGCACCGCCCGGAAACCUCUCCAGGGACAGCAACAUUCUCGACGACCCACAAUGGAGAGCUUAGAUGCCGCCAAACAGGAUCCGUAUCACUAUCGGGACGAACACAGUUUCCUACCCAAGCAAAACGUCUAUACCCGCAACGACAUGGCCCCGACUUCUCCGCGCAGUCCUACGGGCAAUCCAGACUUUUCUAGUCCACAGCCUGCAAACUCGAGCGUUCACCAGUCGCCACGAUCCACGUCCGCCCAAGCAAUAACACGCCCAUACGUGAUUGGGUCCCAUCCAUUUGCCUCGCCGGGCCGGUCUACAUCCCAAAGCCGACCGUCCAUCGAGCACAAUGGUAAUUAUACCGUCGCCACUGCCCCACCGUCUGCGAGUGACCGGGCGCACGACGGCAGUCUAGGGCUCAGCGGCCACAAUACGUUUGCGGGCGCCGGCACGCGACCAGGUUACAACGCGUAUGGGCUCGAGUCUCGACAAGCCAUCACGAGCCUCAAUACCCGUCCGAGCCUCGAGAGUAUUCGGAGUGCCGCACGAAAGGCGAGCAUUGACCAGACGGCCGUGUCAGCGGCGACGGAAUUUGCCAUGGGCGGUCCGACGGCUGUCGGGGGUCGUUCGCGGAAUAACUCGACAUCGAGUUCGCAUCGUGCUGGUGGCUAUUCGUAUGCCGGAGGAACGAGUUCUCUCUACGGUGGCGGUGGGGGCUCGGUCCGGUCUGGAAAGGAUGGCUCCAAGGAAAAGUAUACAAAGGAGGAACGAGCCAAGGAGAUGGCAGCGAUGAACAGCCUUAUUGCUGCACUAGACGAGAGCGCGGAAAAGGAGCGUAAACGCAAACUUAGUCUAGCUGAAGCAGCCGGGUUGGGCGAUCAACCCUCGUCAUCAAAGUCGGGUUCGGGCUCCAUGAGAAGAAAGGAUGUCGCUGUCACUGGUUCGUAUCCGCUUCCACCGCCUGAAGUGUUCCGAGCGGCGCUCUCGACUGGUGUCACUUCGGACGACGAUGUGGAUGACGAAGAGAUUGAGCGGUGGCGACGACGUUGA